GUAUAAUAAUAUAUUCGUUAUAGCAUUUCUCCAAAGUAUCACUUUUGAUACACUUCAGGGGAAAGCAGUCUUCCGUCACGCCAGGGGCACUACUCUUUGUAUUUCCGUGGCAAAAUGGUUUUAUUUUUCCAGGUCUACGUCACUUCCGUCAUGCCACAGGCGUCAGUCAAGUCUCCCGGGUCGCUGUCGUUUAAAUCGGGAAGUGACAGCUGUCGUAUAGUAUAUGAGUCGAAAGCGUUGCAGAGAUGAGGUCCCCUCUGGUGGCACCACUUCUUUUCUACCUGCUCCUGGCUGCAGGAAAUGAUGUCACAGGGGAGGAGGAGAACAGGAAGCCCAACUUUGUCCUAAUGAUGGUAGAUGACCUGGGUAUUGGUGAUAUAGGCUGCUAUGGCAAUGAUACCAUCAGGACUCCAAAUAUAGACCGUCUGGCAUCUGAAGGGGUGAAGCUGACUCAGCACAUUUCCGCUGCUCCUCUGUGCAGUCCGAGCCGCGCUGCUUUCAUGACGGGGCGUUAUGCACUCCGCUCAGGAAUGGGAAGCAUUGGCCGUGUGCAGGUGUUGCUGUUCCUUGGAGGUUCAGGGGGACUUCCAGAAAGUGAGACCACAUUUGCUAAGAGGCUGCAACAACAAGGAUACACCACUGGCCUAGUGGGUAAGUGGCACUUGGGUGUGAACUGUGAACACAGAGGGGAUCACUGUCAUCAUCCAAACCAGCAUGGCUUCAGCUACUUCUACGGCCUGCCGUUUACCCUGUUCAAUGACUGUGUGCCAGGAGAGGGGAGUGAUGUCUUGGCUGACAUCCAGAGCACGCUCCAGUUUACGACAACUAUUCUUGGAGUUGGACUUUUCACCCUGGUGUGUGUCCAUCUGUGUGGCCUCCUUGAAGUCAGCCCGAAGCUCCUGGUAGCACUUUUCUUUUUUAGUUUUGCAGCAACUGCUGCCUGGUACGUGCCUUUUAAACUCUUGCCGACCUGGAACUGCAUCAUCAUGAGGAACCAGGAUGUUAUUGAACAGCCAAUGACGGUAGAUACACUGCCCCAGAGGCUGCUGGGAGAAGCACAAAACUUUAUAAGGAGGAAUAGUGAUCGUCCGUUCCUCCUCCUCUUCUCGUUAGUCCAUGUCCACAUACCACUCUUCAAAACCCCUGCGUUUGCAGGCAAAAGUCGCCAUGGUUGCUAUGGGGACAACCUAGAAGAAAUGGACUGGUUCAUAGGUAAGUUGACAGAGACGGUGGACUCCCUUGGCCUCGCCAACAAUACUCUGAUGUACUUUACAUCAGACCAUGGUGGACACCUCGAGGAUGCAAACUCAGUCGUGGGCCAGAAAGGAGGAUGGAACGGCAUCUACAAAGGUGGGAAGGCUAUGGGGGGCUGGGAGGGUGGGAUAAGAGUACCUGGUAUUUUCCGCUGGCCUGGCAGACUUGCAGCUGGGAGAGUCGUAGAUGAACCCACCAGUCUCAUGGACCUCUACCCUACACUCAAGUAUUUAGCCGAGGACACACAACCAGACAGACAUUCAGACGGCUAUAACCUCAUGCCGCUGUUGGAGGGUAAAGUACAGAGAUCCGAUCAUGAAUUCAUGUUUCACUACUGCGGCGUGUACCUGAACGCAGUUCGCUGGCACCCACCGGGCAGUGACUCCAUCUUCAAGGUACACUUUUUCACCCCCAACUUUUCUCCUCCGGGAGCCGGGGGAUGCUAUGAUGGUAAAGUCUGUCUAUGUCACGGGGAACAUGUGACACACCACGAUCCACCGCUGCUAUAUGACAUUUUCCACGACCCCUCAGAGUCUCGCCCACUAACCCCCGACACUGAGUCGAGAUAUGCCGAAGUCCUUGAGCAGACUGCCAAAGCUGUAGAAAGACAUAGAGGUACCCUUACACACAAACAUGAUCCUCAGUCAUCGGCACACAGUGUUCAAAGUCAGAUGACUUGGGAGAAGAUUCUGUGGAAACCUUGGCUCCAGCCCUGCUGUGGGACCUUUCCAUUCUGUGGCUGCAAAGAGGAAACGUCACAUAGUUAAGGGAAAAAUAUUCCUUUUAGAGAUUGAAACUUUUCUACUUAACGCUUUGCAGGAAAAAGUAUAUUAUAAUAAUAAGGGUCACCUUUUUCAUGAGCAAUAUAAUGCAGCGACUGUGAUGCCUCAGGGUGCUUUCUGGUUCUUCCACAUUUUCAAGCAUUUUAAAGAUGAAAAAAGCCAGCAUUAUGGAGAUUUUCAACAGGACACAACUUGCAUUGAGACACCAAAAAAGUACACAUUUUCAAAAGGAGAAACUAAGUGAAAUCCUUAAAUGAAUACCAAUUUUAAUACUGCUGACCAUAAUCAAUAAUCGAAUGAAGUUUAAACAGUGCGUGUGCUGCGCAGUGUCUACUCACUACAGAGGACAGGGUCUCUGCAGGCCGGUCCAUUUGUUAAUUAUUCAAUUAUUUAAUGCCUCUUCUGUUGCUUUUUAAAAGUUGUGUUUGUUUGAGAGGGAAAUGCUUUGAUCGUCGGAUCAGAAUGUAUCACCGUUCACUUGGCUUGGCGGUGGGAAACUUUUAAUCUUUGCUAAUCUGCUACUUCUUCUUAUCUUUAAUUAUGAGGAUUUGUGCAUUUAAUGAGUGUUCGCUUGAAAGUAACAGAUGGUUUAAACGGACACUCAAGCUUGAAAUGUGAAUGAAUUCAUUUCCUUUUUGAAAAUACUCCUUCAUCCUGACUUCGACUUGACAUAGGUCUUAAGUGAAGUCAUUGUUGUUGGAUAAAGCUCUUAAAAAGCCUUUCCAGUGCCUGAAGUAGAACUAUUUUUGUAUGUGUUGUUAUUAAAUGAACGAUCAGUUCAGUGCUUUUUUUUUUUCUUACAAGGGAACUUGAUUAUGCUUGAAAUAAACAGAAUAAAGAGGUUACUUUGGACCUGUUGGCUACAUUUCACUUGAAUUCAGUCAGGUAUGAUAAUAAUGUUGCAGUGUUUUUUAGUACAUGGUCCAUGACAAUAAAGAAAUCAUGAAUCCACAAGUCCUUGUGAAGGCCAUUAGGGGGCAGAGUCAGACUGUUACAUGCAGCAUGCUCCUGUUCUGUCAUCUUGGGCUGUGUGGUUUCAUUUUGAAUUUGUGCAGUAUAUUAUACAUAUUCUUAUGUGCAAAAGUACUAUCUUAAUAGCAGUACUAACAGGUAUCACUGUAACAUUGUAUAAUGUAUUUUUAGUGCUAAAAUGGAAUACAUUUCCCCCCUCGUGCAUUCUAGUUUGUCUUGUUCCACCUGUUCCAAGUCUUGUUCCACCUUCAGUUAUUCCUUCCCCCUGAAUAUUGACACGAUAUACACCCAUUAUUAUCCCCUCCCCCCCGUUAUUUAUCUGUCAUUUUGUUUACAUAGUAAUGCCUUUUAUCUUUGCGCUUGCCCUUCAAAAAGAUCAGCGCUUAUGAUCAGCUGCAGAGCAGCACUACUGAGUGACGGUGAGGCAGGCUGUGAGUCCUACUUUGACUACAAGGACAUCC
Messenger RNA from Solea senegalensis (Senegalese sole), 3469 nucleotides. RefSeq names its product arylsulfatase H (gene arsh). Bases 246 to 2021 code for a protein of 591 amino acids. The transcript is spliced from 11 exons. The record is from RefSeq and is a predicted model, not a curated record. Lineage: Eukaryota; Metazoa; Chordata; Actinopteri; Pleuronectiformes; Soleidae. Gene Ontology annotation, molecular function: arylsulfatase activity.